Molecule: messenger RNA, 1862 nt
Organism: Amaranthus tricolor (Joseph's coat)
Lineage: Eukaryota; Viridiplantae; Streptophyta; Magnoliopsida; Caryophyllales; Amaranthaceae
Product: sodium/hydrogen exchanger 4
Exons: 14
Coding region: 16-1593 (525 amino acids)
Biological process (GO): proton transmembrane transport; regulation of pH; sodium ion transport
Cellular component (GO): membrane
Molecular function (GO): sodium:proton antiporter activity
Source: RefSeq, a predicted model, not a curated record
CUAAAACAAAAAAAAAUGUUGAUGGAUGUGAAUGAGAAAUUGUUAUGGGAGAAAGGAAUGGAAAUAGUAAAUAUGGGUGAAAGUGGGCAUGAACAAGUAGUGCCAAUAUCAGUAUUUGUAGCUGUUCUUUGUCUUUGUGUUGUUAUUGGUCAUUUACUUGAAGAAAAUCGUUGGGUUAAUGAAUCACUCACUGCUAUUCUCAUUGGAUGCUUGACUGGAAUGAUUAUAUUGUUGAUAAGCAAAGGCACAAAUUCACAUAUUUUACGCUUUGAUGAAGACCUUUUCUUCAUCUAUCUCCUUCCACCUAUCAUCUUCAAUGCAGGGUUUCAGGUCAAGAAGAAACAGUUUUUUCAGAACUUCUUGACCAUCAUGCUUUUUGGAGUUAUUGGUGUUUUUAUCUCAACAUCUAUAAUUUCAGUUGGUUGCUGGUGGUUGUUUCCUAAAGUUGGAUUCAUAGGACUAACUGCACGAGAUUACCUUGCUAUCGGAACGAUUUUCUCAUCGACUGACACUGUGUGUACACUUCAGAUUCUUGAUCAAGACGAGACUCCUUUCCUUUACAGUCUUGUGUUUGGAGAAGGGGUAGUAAAUGAUGCAACCUCAGUUGUUCUCUUCAAUGCAAUUCAGAAGCUCGAUGUAACGAAGGUCGGAGGCUGGACACAUGUACUCGGAAAUUUUCUCUAUCUUUUUUUCGCGAGCACUGCAUUAGGAAUCUCUACAGGGCUUUUGACAGCUUAUGCUCUUAAGUCUUUGUAUUUCGGUAGACAUUCGACGGAUCGUGAAAUUGCAUUAAUGACGUUGAUGGCUUAUUUAUCCUACACGUUGGCGGAGCUAUCAAAACUCAGUGGAAUCUUAACCGUUUUCUUCUGUGGUAUAGUCAUGUCUCAUUAUGCAUGGUAUAAUAUAACUGAAAACUCGAGAACUACAACUAGGCACAUAUUUGCAAGCAUGUCGUUCAUUGCGGAAACCUUUAUUUUCUUGUAUGUUGGUACUGAUGUUUUUGAUAUGGAGAAAUGGAAAAUGACCAAGUUGGGAUUUAGGACCUUAGUGGUCAUAUACACAAUAGUAGUCGUUCUCAUAUUACUUGGUCGUGCUGCUUUCGUGUUUCCUUUAUCCGCUAUAUCAAAUCGUAUGAACACUGAUAGCUCACACAGACAAACAUCCAUUACGUUCAAAAAACAAGUUAUUAUAUGGUGGGCCGGACUUAUGAGAGGAGCAGUCUCAAUUGCAUUGGCAUUCAAACAGUUUACGUACUCUGGUGUGACAAUGGAUACUGUCAAUGCUACGAUGGUUACCACUACUGUGAUCGUUGUACUCUUCACCACACUGGUUUUCGGCUUCCUGACGAAGCCACUUAUUCUUUGCUUAGUACCACAUCAGCAAACUCCGAUUCCAGAGGCCAAGACCCCACAGGAAGACCUCACUCUGCCGAUGCUUUCAAAGGACGAAUCAACAGCUACGAAUCUCAGUCGAGCUAAAGAUAGUUUAACCAUGCUUAUAGAAAGACCCGUUCACACAAUACAUUCGUAUUGGAGAAAGUUUGAUGAUGCUUAUAUGAGACCCUUUUUUGGCGGACCUAACCAACGAAGGUAAAGCAAUACUGCCUUGCAACUCAGAUCAGUCGAAAGGUGUUGGUUGUUGUUGAACAGUCAUAGUCGGAAGUAGGCUGAGUCGUGAUUGCCUUCAGGCUUUAGUGGACCGGCCUAGCAUUAACAAUAUAGCACCUUGUGGCUGGAAUAUGGAGAAGUUCGGCCAUGUUCAUCGGUAUCGAAAAACCGAUGUUGAGCCAUUGAUUUUACUCUCAAUCUAUUGGGAUUUGCUGAACUUUUUGAAAUUUUAGAUUUACCAAUGUGCUAUUGCGG